AUGAAUUUGCUAUCUGAGGAGCGGAGCAAGAUCUCUCUUCGGAGCGUGAAGCGCAAGAAUAAACCAACGGGCGCGCCCAAGAUCUCGGCCCCCAUUCCGCACGAUGUUCACACGCAACCUCUCGUUCCGUUACCCAAUGCCCAGGCUCGACCUCGUCAGCGAGCACCUCCCUCCACAGGCGGAAAGCGUCUGCCGCCAGCUCGAGUUGCGGGUGCCGCCCCCAACUUUGACCCGAAAGCGCUGCAUGAUCCGAACCUGGUCCCUGACCAAUAUGUUGCUGGAACGCUCGGGGACGCAACUGAGAACCAAAUACGCGACUUUGAAGACCAAUUGAGAUCAUACAAGCAAGAUGCGUCCACAAAGCUCCAGCAGAACCUGCUCCAGAAUCGUACUCAGUUCAUCAAGAUUAGUAAAGAGGCUGAGAAGUUGAAGAGCGAGAUGCGAGCCUUGAGGAAUCUCAUGUCCGAGUUGAAGACCAACACGACGGCCCUCCGAUCUGCGUCAAACAAAGGUGAAGGUGGCCCAGACCUGGGAGAGAUGUCCACGGGUCUCAGCAAGAGGGACAAGCGAAGCUCUGUAGCGGAUAGAACCGCGCUGUGGAACUCGCAGAUGCAGGCGCUGUACAAGAGCGUAGAGGCUUCACAGAAGUUUCUUCCAAACACACCUGGGCGCCACGUUGUGCAGAAUGCUGGCCCAUGGAUCGAGCUGGACAAUGCGACGUACAAGGCGCGCAGAGCUAUGCAGAUCUUCCUGCUGAACGACCAUUUGCUUAUCGCCUCGCGCAAGAAGAGAAAGACUGAAGGACCAAACGACGCCAAGGGACCAAUGUCCAAGAUGGUGGCUGACAGGUGUUGGUCGCUACUGGACAUUGAAGUGGUGGAUAUGGCCAGCACAGGUGAAUCUUCGGGUGGCCGAAACAAGCUGGCCGAUGCUAUCAUGGUCCGCGGUGGAGGCCAGGACUCGUUCAUCUACCGGACGGAGAAGCCCGAGGAUCCUGAGAAGAAGACGCUACUGCUCAAUGUGCGGAAAGCCGUUGAGGAACUUCGCAAAGGUCUGCGGUCGGAGAUGGAGGCCAACAACAAAGCCCGCGAGACCAUCAACUACUUCGCAUCGAGGGACCCUGGUCUUUUGCAGAAGACGGAACUUCUGGAAACGCUGUCUGACGUCAAGGAUAUGCUCAUCGAGGUUGACGGCAAGCAACAAAACCUGCGAUGGGUAGAAAGCCAGAUGGAUGAGCUAGACAUUGACAUUGCAGUGCAGGAUAUUGAGCCGGCAGUCGCACGCGUCGAAAAGCUCAGGGGGUUGGCAAGGGGCUUGAAGAACAACGCUGUUGCCGUGGACUUUAUUAACUUCAAGGUCGAAGAAAGAUGCAGUAGGCUGGGCACAGUUCUCAUCCGAGAACUGAAAACAACACACAACGAGCAGAGCAAGACGAGGCGCAACGUCAGCUGGCUCACGAGGUUGGGUUUCGAGGAUAGAGCCAGGGAGGCAUACCUUGCAGCUCGAAGCGACACGAUUCACAAACGAGCGAGGCAAUGUAUCUUUCAGGGCGACCUUCACUUGUAUAUCUGGCAAAUAUCCUUUGUCUACUUUAUGGUCAUUCACAACACCGUCAAAUGCUUUCAAGGCUGUUUCCCACCGCCAAUGAUGAGCACGUGCGUCAAAUGGGCAAAACAGGAGGUUGAGGCCUUCAACUCCGUUUUGGCAAGACAGCUUAGUAGCACGGAAAGAGGUGGUGAAGUCUGGAAAACGUGCAUGGACAGAGCUAAAGAGCACGCGUCGAUGCUGUCCGAGGCUGGGCUGGACUUUACUGAUCUUGUCGGGAGGGACCGACGAGGAAGCUCAGACGCCAUGGAUACCAACAUGGAGGACGUACCCAGGGCGCCCGCCGACGUGUCGCCCGUGCAGACGGAGCCUGCCUCUAUCCCUACACUAGAUGGGUGGAUCGAGAGCCUCAUGGCCUGCAAACAGCUGUCAGAGGGCGAUGUUCAAAGGCUUUGUGAAAAGAACUCGUGCUUUGAAUGUUCACAUUUGGCGCAGAAAUGCCCGGUCACCGUGUGCGGUGACAUCCACGGCCAGUUCCACGAUCUUAUGGAGCUCUUCAAGAUUGGUGGACCCAACCCAGACACCAACUACCUAUUCAUGGGUGACUACGUCGACCGUGGAUAUUACUCCGUCGAGACAGUCACGCUCCUCGUCGCCCUCAAGAUCCGAUACCCCCAGCGCAUCACCAUCCUCCGUGGUAAUCACGAAUCCCGUCAGAUCACUCAAGUCUACGGCUUCUACGACGAGUGCCUCCGGAAAUACGGCAAUGCCAAUGUGUGGAAAUACUUCACCGAUCUUUUCGACUACCUGCCGUUGACUGCCCUCAUCGAGAAUCAGAUCUUCUGCCUUCACGGCGGCCUUUCGCCGAGUAUCGACACGCUCGACAACAUCCGUGCGCUUGACCGCAUUCAGGAGGUGCCCCACGAAGGCCCAAUGUGCGACCUUUUGUGGUCUGAUCCCGAUGACAGAUGUGGCUGGGGCAUCUCUCCCCGUGGUGCGGGAUACACAUUCGGCCAAGAUAUAUCAGAGGCGUUCAACCAUAACAAUGGCCUAACGCUCAUUGCUCGUGCGCAUCAGCUGGUCAUGGAAGGUUACAACUGGUCGCAAGAUCGCAACGUGGUGACGAUCUUCUCGGCGCCCAACUACUGCUACCGAUGCGGUAACCAAGCAGCGAUCAUGGAGAUCGACGAACACCUCAAGUACACAUUCUUGCAAUUUGACCCCUGCCCUAGAGCCGGCGAGCCGAUGGUGUCGAGGCGAACACCCGACUACUUCCUCUAA
This is a messenger RNA of Emericellopsis atlantica, 2826 nucleotides long. Its product is annotated as serine/threonine-protein phosphatase pp2a catalytic subunit. The record is from RefSeq and is a predicted model, not a curated record. Bases 1 to 2826 code for a protein of 941 amino acids. NCBI's taxonomy places the organism in Eukaryota, Fungi, Ascomycota, Sordariomycetes, Hypocreales, Bionectriaceae. Gene Ontology annotation, cellular component: cytosol. Gene Ontology annotation, biological process: mitotic cell cycle; peptidyl-serine dephosphorylation. The transcript has 9 exons. Gene Ontology annotation, molecular function: protein serine/threonine phosphatase activity.